Molecule: messenger RNA, 612 nt
Organism: Dibothriocephalus latus
Lineage: Eukaryota; Metazoa; Platyhelminthes; Cestoda; Diphyllobothriidea; Diphyllobothriidae
Source: the annotation of a GenBank genome assembly
AUGGCCGCCCGAAGCAGCGUCGGUAAUGUGCAAUCGACCAAUUUUAUGAAGGAUGGCUUUCAAAGGGAGGAUGACUCUGCGCUGAAAUUUUUUAUCCAGCACAAAGACGAAUUCCUAUCAGAUGAAGCAUGUGGUCCAGACGCCAUAAAAAUGCGUCGUAAGUUGGCCAGAAUAAUAGCCGAUCAGGAGCGAUCGUAUGCCUUGGCCAAAGAAGGUGAAGAGAGAAUGCGCCGAGCGGUAGAGGAAAGCGCUAAAAGGGAAAAGGAAAGAAGGAAGAAUUUAUCCAGGAAAUCUCCGGAUUUGAGUGCUGUCAACAUGCGACCGGUUUCUCCGAAGACAAGGGCUCUCCUCUAUGAUGGAGUUUCACAUGAAGGAGAGGGCAGAGCACUCUACCUGAAUACAAGAUAUGAAAAGGCUCCAGAAGAUAAGUUCCCUAUGAAGUAUCCUACCUCGUGGGACCUUGGUUGGCAUUUUCGCGAUAGCAUUCAAACAGAUGAAGUGAGAAGUUCAAGGUUUGCACGCCGUUCCAUUAUUGAAACCACCUUCUUCACGCGUACUGGUGUGCCAAAGGCCGAAACGUACGAUACCAGCAGCCGAGUUUGGUACCGAUGA